Scylla paramamosain (green mud crab) is the source of this 4723-nucleotide messenger RNA. Its product is annotated as neuronal acetylcholine receptor subunit alpha-10-like. Gene Ontology annotation, molecular function: acetylcholine-gated monoatomic cation-selective channel activity; transmembrane signaling receptor activity. The record is from RefSeq and is a predicted model, not a curated record. Gene Ontology annotation, cellular component: plasma membrane; postsynaptic membrane; neuron projection. Gene Ontology annotation, biological process: regulation of membrane potential; monoatomic ion transmembrane transport; signal transduction. Lineage: Eukaryota; Metazoa; Arthropoda; Malacostraca; Decapoda; Portunidae.
GAGAGUGAAAGACAGUAGCGGAGUGAUACAGUAAGAGAGGAAGAGUGCAGGACCAUUAACCCACCUGUUUAUCUAUCUACUGAGGGUGCCGAGGAUGAAAUAAGAUACGGAAAACAGUAAGAUAAGACGAGACAGUCAACCUAUCUAUCUGCCUAUCUAUCUAUCUGAGUGGACGCCGAAGAUGUAAGACGAUAAGGAAAACAGUAAGAUAGGAAGCUACAAAGGGGAUGAAAGGAGGAGUAAGAGACUUUGAAGCUAUCUGUCUAUGUACCUAUCUACGUAUCUAUCUAUAUGUCUAUCAGCCUAUCCAUCUAUCAAUCAAGGGUGACGGUUCUCUCUUUGUCUAUUAUCGUCAGACGCUCCUUCACUUAGCGAGCUGGAAUGGCCUUGCUGCUCACAGGCUUUGAAUCUGUCCUGUCUUGCCCUGCCUUGCCUUGUCUUGCUUUAUCGUGUCCUGCCCUGCCUUGUUUUCCCUCGUCUUCCCUUCCCUUCCCUUCCCUUCCCUUCUCUUGCCUUGCCUUGCCCCACCCUUCAUCCCAGCACAGCCUCAUCUCGCACCUCGGCGGCUCUCGAAGGAAGGGCGACUCGAACUCCCAGUCUUGUCUCUCUUAAUGGAAAACUUGCGUUGCUCUUAACUUGGCGGCGAGUGAGCAAACUGCAGCUUUCUGACGGGCAGGUCCUCGUGAAGGUGAAGGCGGCCAGGACUUACUGUGCCUCGUCCCUUGUCAGAGCGCUGAGAAGGAGGAGGAGGAGGAGGAGGAGGAGGAGCGGGUGGCGACGGCUGGCGGCUGGGUGGGCAGUCGAACCUUGCAGUGUGUCCGUAGCCAGCCAGCGGGAGGGUUGUUCCAGGUGUCUUCCCGCCUCUCCUCGCGCUCUGCUUCCCGCCGUGCCAUGCCGUGUCGCUGUGCCUCCCGCCGGUGCCAGUACCUCCGCGGGGUGCCAGGGAGUGCCGCGUGUGGGGGAGGGGCGGUGGGGUGUGCUAGUGCCCGGCGCGGAUGUGCAGGACACGAUGAAGAAAUGAAAUGAAUAACAAUACUGGUGAUAACAAUAAUAAUAGUGAAAUUGUGAGAAUGACAGGAGACAAAGGAAAAUAGCAAGAAAAUAAGAUGCAAAAUACAAAGGAGAAAACAAGAAUUGAAUAAAUAUAGCAACAAUAAUAUCACUAUUAAUAAAACUGUGUAUAGAGAAGACGGGAAAAAAGGAAAACCCAGGAUUACAAGAGAAUAUGUGAGCCUUUGAAAAAAAAGAAAAAAACAAGAAAAUAAUAUACAGAAUACAAAGGAGAAAACAAGAAGUGAAUAAAUACAACAACAAUAACAUCACUAUUAAUAAAACUGUGUAUAGAGAAGACGGGAAAAGAGAGAAUAUGUGAGCCUUUGUGAAAAAAAAAUAUAUAUAUAUAUAUAUCAAAACAUUUAGUGUAAUCAUCAGAGGAGCUUAUGUGUGUGAAAAAAAAAUCGUUGUUAAUAGAUGAAUGAUAUAGAGAUAAUAAAAAAAAACUGGAGGUAGUGUAGCAAUAGAAAAACAUAAAAAAAAUUGUGAAGUGAUACGAUAGAAAUAGUAAUGUCACUGAAGCAUUAAUUAGAAAAGUGCAGUACUAAAAGAGUGAACUGUAAAAAUAUAAAGUUGAUAUUACUGAACCAUUAGAGAAAUACAGCACAAGACCUAGUGAAGUGUAAAGAUUGAAUAUUAAAGUUACUGAACCAUUAGAAAAAAAAUAUAUUGUAGUUAACAUAUAUAGCGAGGUGUCAAGACUAAACAUUAAUGAUAUAAUGGUUACUAAAUCUUUUAUAAAUUCUGAAAUGAAGUUACAAUUGAAGGAAAGGAAGAUCAAGAAACGCUGAGCAAACUAUACAAUUGAAAAACAAAGAGUAUACGAUAAUAAAAACGAAAACUACGAUAGAAAAAGGAGAGAAAUGAAUAAAAACAGAACCGGAACGAACACUGACCAAGCAUUUAAGAAUUGAGUGUAACAGCAAGAAAGAAAAAGGAAAAAACAUACCACAAUGCGAUAGAAUAAUAACAAAUACAAAAAUAAAGACAGAAAUAUUUACUUACAACAAUAUGCAAGAGAAAAGAAAAAAGCAAAAAUAUUAAAUCAGUUUGAGAAAAAAAAACUAACAAAAAAGCACAAAAAAAAGUAAAAAGAAGGAAAUCACAUGGAAAAAUAAGAAAACAGUAACAAACAACAAAUACGUGAAAAAAGUGAAAAAAGAAACCACAGAAAAAAUAAAAGAAAACAGUAGCAAAAAGAAAAAAACUGCAAAAAGUGAAAAAAAGGAAACAACACGAAACAGAAUCAAGAAAAUAAAUAAAUAAAAAAAACACGAAACAUCCAAAAGAAAAACGAUGAAAAAUAGAAUCAACAUGACAAAGGUGACCAGAAAGUGAGUGAAUCUUACCAGAAAGGUCACGUGUCCUCUCUCUCUCUCUCUCUCUCUCUCUCUCUCUCUCUCUCUCUCUCUCUCUCUCUCUCUCUCUCUCUCUCUCUCUCUCUCUCUCUCUCUCUCUCUCUCUCUCUCUCUCUCUCUCUCUCUCUCUCUCUCUUUCUUCAAGGUCAAUGAAGAGUCCUUCUGGCAAGAUGACCUCACCUCCAUCACAGAAGGGAAGGGUCAAAUGGCCCUUUCAAUUCUUCCUUCUACUAAUCCUGGUGGUGGCGGCAGCGGGGGACGAGCAGGAGUACAGACUGACUCGGUACCUCAUGGCAAACUAUGAUCCCUCAGUCAGGCCCGCCAGGAACUCCUCCCAGGCGCUCUCCGUGGUGUUCGGCGUGUCCCUGCACAGCAUCAUUGACGUGGAUGAGAAGAACCAGAUCCUCACCACGAACUGCUGGCUGACGCAGGUGUGGAGUGACGCGCACCUCACCUGGAAUGCCUCGGACUUCGGCGGCAUCCAGGUGAUCCGCGUGCCCUUCCAGCGAGUGUGGAAGCCCGACAUCAUCCUUUACAACAACGCGGAUGCCCAGUACUCAGCCGCCACCAUCAACACUAACGUGAUCGUCACCUCGAGCGGGGAAGUGACGUGGCUCUCACACGGCAUCUACAGAUCGUCUUGUGAUAUGAAUGUCGAGUUUUUCCCCUUCGACGUGCAGUCUUGUAAGAUGAUGUGGGCGUCCUGGACCUACGACGGGUACCAGCUGGACCUCAUAAAGCAGAUGGACACCGGGGACAUGUCCAACUAUCAGUCCAACGGGGAGUUCGACCUGGUGGAGUUCACGGCAGCCAAGAACAUCACCUACUACUCGUGCUGCCCAGAGCCUUACCCUGACAUCACCUUCACCAUCAAGCUCAGGCGGCGUCCUAUGUUCUACGUGUUCAACCUCAUCCUGCCCUGCGUGCUUAUCAAUGGUAUAGCCCUGCUAGUGUUCUACGUGCCCAGCGAGUCCGGAGAGAAGGUUACGCUGGGGAUCUCCGCACUGCUCUCCAUGACGGUGUUCCUCAUGACCAUCCGGGAAUCCCUGCCGCCCACUGAGAAGACCCCGCUCAUCAGUCUGUACUAUGGCGUCACCAUCUGCCUGGUGAGCCUGGCGUCCGGCAUGUCGGUGCUGACCCUCAACAUCCACCACCGCGGCGUGAGGGGGACGGAGGUGCCCAGGUUUAUCAAGAAAAUGAUCCUGGGAGGGCUUGCUCGCUUCCUCUUCCUCCAUUUCCACCCACCCGAAGCAGCCCCGCCUCCACCCCAAGAGGAGAAGGAGAAAAGUAUCCACCUGAAUGACCUUCGCCCGGAGCUUGGCGUGCGGCUGGACUCCCUCAGCGCCGAGAAGUUCCACGUGACAGAAGUGGACAACGUGGAUCUGUUCAAUGUGUCGCCUAGAUUCAACCCACGCCGCCACGCCCCCCACGGCUACGAGUGCACCGCCCCCACGCCCACGCCCACGGCCGCUCAGAACUCAGCAGACUUCGAGCAACAGUUCCUACGGGUUCUGAACAAAGUGUACCAGACGAUAGAGAAAAAUGAGAUGAGACUCGCGGAGCAGGACAGGAGAGAGGCAACUAGAGUGGAGUGGCAGCAGGUGGCGUUAGUGUUUGACAGGUUCCUCCUCGCCUGCUUCCUGCUCUCCACUGUCAUCGCCACCACCACCAUCCUCUUCUCCUCACCUCAUGGUCCCUGACGCCCCCCAGCCGCCGCCCACCCGAGUCCCCGUCAGUAGCAAUCCCCAGGGGCAGCCAGGAAGCAACCACUCCCCCAGAUGACAGAAGGGCGAGACAAGAUAUUGAGAGAGACGCACCACCACCACCACUACCACCACCGGAACAAGAGGAUCCUCAACCACCACCACCACCACCAAGAACACGAAGACGAAGCCACAGCCACCUAGAUCUUUCGAACGCCUCCAGGACCGUGUUCGUUGUAAUUACCGUUUUAGGACUGAGGAGGUUAAUUUUGUUUAGUAUGAAAGGAUGGAAGAAUAAAGAGCACAUGAUUAAGUACUACUAGACUGCGUGGUGGGAGUGGACAGAACGUUUGAAUAUGUGUAAAUCUUGUUAUUCUUUUCAUUAUUGUAAUAGUUUUGCUGUGAGAACGUGUAAUCAUUGUCUUUAUUGUUAUUAUUAUUAUUAUUAUUAUUAUUAUUAUUAUUAUUAUUAUCAUUAUUAUUAUUAGUCAUCGUCAUCAUCAUUAUUGUCAGUCACGCAUUCUCUCUCUCUCUCUCUCUCUCUCUCUCUCUCUCUCUCUCUCUCUCUCUCUCUCUCUCUCUCUCUCUCUCUCUCUCUCUCUCUCUCUC